GUCAAAACAAAAUAAUUUAAAUUCAAAAUUUCAAAUCGAAAGAGAGUAACCGAAACAAAAGACGCUCGUACAGAAUUUUAUUAAAAUAUAAUCAAAAUGAGCUUGUUAAGUGCUGUUCUACAGGAAGCCAAUAAAGUUAGUAUACAAGAGUUAAAGAAAAGUCGAGACCAAGUUUUACCAUUAAUAAAAGACUUAACUGAACGAGUGCAAUUACUGUCUUGGGCACUACAACAGAAUAUAAUCGAUACAUUCGUUAAUUUUACUAUAACAAAGAGUUUAGAGCAACUAAACUAUUACAACCGGAAAACCAAAAUACUCACGGACCAUUCGAAAUGCGAAGAAGAUAUAAAAUCGCUCCAGGAAAGAUAUGAAGUAAGUGAUGAAGAAUUUAAAAAUCAUUGUGUAAAGUUAAACAAAUCAAUGGAUAUUUUCAAAGAUUUAUGUGUUAUUGUUGAUGGGAAACGGAUUUUAGAGAAGGCAAAUCAUGAGUUUGGCAGGUACAACUACAGUGAUGCUAUGAUGGCAGUGAAAAGUUUGAAAACGGAGUUGAAGAAUUUAAAAUUCGAGGGUAAUAUGUCAAAGGCGUUAACGGCUAUUAAUGCACAGGCUGAAAAUCAACUAGCUUUGUACACAGCCCAGCUAAGUAUUGAAUGGGAAGAUAUUUUUACAUGGUCCGAGAAAAAAGGUCUUAAAUUUUUGACAUAUUCUUUGUCUAUACAACAGAGUGACCCAAUUCUGCUAAAAAAGAUAUUAAAUACCUUGUAUGUAACAAAAAGAAUGUAUGCAGAACUAGGCUUAUUUUCACAUUUCUUUAUUAAUAAUUUACUUCACAAUGUAAUCAGACAUAAUUGUGAUAUAUUUACUGAAGAUCAUACUGGGGCUAUUGUUUUUAACAUCAGAAUAAAUCUCAAUGACCCAAAUAAACCAAAUUAUCAAACUAUCUUCAAUAAUUUGACUGCAAUUUUUGAAUUCUUACAUUCAACUUUGGGCUCGCAGUUUGAAAGUGAUUACACCUUCAUAGAAAUAUUUGCAGAGACAAUCCGUCAAAAGUUUUUUAACAAGAUAAUUGAAGACUGCAUCAGAAUGAACUUACCAUCUUGUGACAGCAGCUACCAGAACUAUAAGAACAUAGUUAUUGAAUUGGAUGCAUUCAACAAGUUUCUAAUCGAUUUAAAAUUUGUAAAAGAGUCCGAAUCACCUCUGAACAAAUACAUAGAUGACACUGAAUGUGUGCUGUAUAACAAGAAAUGUGAUAAAUUACUUGCCGAUGUCCGCACACUGUUGAAAGAGAGUCUUUCUAAUGGUUUAAUUGUUGUUGGUUCAGAAACUAAUAAUAAUGAAAAUGAAUCCAUAUUAGAUGUUACUGAUAAUAGCAUUGUAUGGGAUAUAACAAAGCCUCUAUUUUUACCUAAAUGUGUCAUUUCACAUAAUGUUAAAGCAAUAAUGUCGUUAAUCAUUGAACAUUUGGAAGAGAGUGCCAAGUUGCCGGAGAAAUACAGCACGCAACUGGUUGGGUACAUAAAGGAUAUUGCCAUUAUGUACCAGAGUUUUGUACCCAAGAAGUUCAAGAUAAAUUUGGAAUGCUGUCCUGCUGACAUUGCGCUGUUCUUCAACAACUGUUUCUACCUGGCACAUGGUCUACUUGGACCUCCAUGGUGUAACAGCCUUCCCAAGGGUUUGGCUGACCAGCUAAAUGUGGUGCUGUUAGAGUGCAUACAAGACCUAAGAGUGUUAGGUCUUGAAAAAAUAUCCCUGUACCUUCAAAAUCAGAAGAGUAACAUCAUGCAGAGUAUUGAUGGCAAUGGUGCCGAAUGGACCCAUGAGUCUUACGAGCAAUUUGAUUGUGCAAUCAACAAUGCUUUAGCAUUGAUGAAAGAUCUGAAGUCAUGUUGGCUUGACGUCCUGCCGGCUCGUAUGUAUGAGAUGUCAGUAUGCACUCUGGUACAAACAUUGUGCCAGUCAGUACUAGACCGACUGUUAGCGGACAGUAAACCCGUCACUGAAGAACUGGUUUACAUGUUGGCGAUGAGGGUUGAAUGUACAACAGCUGAAAUCUUCACGUUAUUUGAGGAGCCUAUUGAAUUCGACUUAAAAAUCAACAUUUGGUCGAAGUUUACAAAACUGCCGCAGUUGUUGAAGGCACAAUUGUUAGAAGUAUCGGAUCUAUGGAAUAAGGACAGAGAUCAGUUCAAAAGCUACAGCUGCGAGGAAGUACGCCAUAUUGUCAAGAUGAGGUUCCCCGACGAUAAAUAUAGGCUUAAGAUAUUGAAAGAAAUACAGUGA
This is a messenger RNA of Spodoptera exigua (beet armyworm), 2283 nucleotides long. Lineage: Eukaryota; Metazoa; Arthropoda; Insecta; Lepidoptera; Noctuidae. The record is from the annotation of a GenBank genome assembly.